This is a messenger RNA of Mugil cephalus (flathead mullet), 2599 nucleotides long. It is a transcript of the gene aurka, whose product is annotated as aurora kinase A. The record is from RefSeq and is a predicted model, not a curated record. Bases 308 to 1618 code for a protein of 436 amino acids. Lineage: Eukaryota; Metazoa; Chordata; Actinopteri; Mugiliformes; Mugilidae. The transcript is spliced from 9 exons. Gene Ontology annotation, biological process: protein phosphorylation; regulation of cytokinesis; mitotic spindle organization. Gene Ontology annotation, cellular component: spindle microtubule; spindle midzone; chromosome passenger complex. Gene Ontology annotation, molecular function: protein kinase activity; ATP binding.
UAAAGGUUGUGAACGAGGGGACGUUUGAAAUCAAAUACACACAGAGUCUGAACGCAUCCGCAGCUUUUAUUCGUGUGGUUUUUUAAAACUAUAUUUAUUUCUCUAAAACGUCUAAAAAGGACUGGGAUAGGGUGGAAACGUGAAGUUCGUUGUAUCUCUACUACGAACUGCGUCUUCUGGCCGACGUAGCUGGUAGGUAGCUGGGCUAACUUUACGUGCUGGAAAUCUGCCUCUGACCCUUUUAAAUUCUGGAUAAAUUUUCCGACGGUGGUCGCUGUCGGUCAUCGUGCAAUAAUCUAUUUGGAGUAUGGAUUCUUCUGCAAUGAUCAAGGUGGCCAUGGGCACAAAGCUACAAAGGCCUGAAAUGAAGUCAAACAGUGAUGGGCCGAAGCGUAUUCCUGUCUCACAACAGCCACAGAGGAUUCAGAAAGCCGUAGUCACACCAACUCCGCAUCAGCGAGUCUUGGGUGUGUCAAAUGGGCCUCAGCGGGUCCUCGGUGUGUCAAAUGGACCGCAACGUGUUCAGCGCCCUGUGAGCCAUCAGAAGCCAGUGUCUCAUGGCUCUGUUGUUGUGAAGCACACAAACCCUGCUGAUCAGAAUGUGAAUCCUCUAAACCCUGCACCACAACCCAAAACUUUACCCCCGCAAAACCAGCCACAGAAGCAGGUGUCCAGGGUGACGCCGGAGUCAACCAAGCCACCGUCGGAACCAGCAAAGUCGGAGAAGCCUCAAACUAAACCAACCAAGAGUGAUCACGCACAUGUGUCUUCUUCAAAGAAACCAUGGAGCCUGGAAAACUUUGACAUUGGCCGUCCGUUAGGAAAAGGAAAGUUUGGUAAUGUCUACCUUGCCAGAGAGCGACAAACAAAGUUCAUCCUAGCCCUGAAGGUGCUCUUCAAGAAGCAGCUGGAGAAGGCCGGUGUUGAGCACCAGCUGAGGAGAGAAGUGGAGAUCCAGUCUCACCUCAGGCAUCCAAAUAUCCUGCGACUCUAUGGCUACUUCCAUGACGCAUCGCGUGUAUAUCUGAUCCUCGAGUUUGCGCCCAGAGGAGAGCUGUACAGCGAGCUGCAGCGCUGUGGAAGCUUUCCUGAGGAUAGAAGUGCCACAUACAUCAUGGAGCUAGCAGAUGCCCUCAACUAUUGCCACACCAAGAAAGUGAUUCACAGGGACAUCAAACCAGAGAAUUUGUUGUUGGGAGCAAAUGGGGAGUUGAAGAUUGCAGAUUUUGGCUGGUCUGUUCACACGCCGUCCUCCAGGAGAUCUACUCUGUGUGGAACGCUGGACUACUUGCCUCCAGAGAUGAUUGAAGGCAAAACUCAUGAUGAGAAGGUGGACCUGUGGAGUCUGGGUGUCCUGUGCUACGAAUUCCUGGUUGGAAAACCCCCUUUUGAAGCAAAAACUCACGACGAGACAUACCGCAAGAUAUCAAGGGUGGAGUACACCUACCCUGCACAGAGCAACUUCAGUGCUGGAGCUAAAGACUUGGUUGCCAGGCUGCUGAAGCACAAUCCUAUGCACAGACUUCCCAUCCAGGGAGUCCUGACUCACCCCUGGGUAGUCGAGUCCUCGACCAAAGUGCCGACAACUAUGAACAACAGCGAAGAGCCCAGUCGGUGAUUGCUCUUACUACUGAGGGUUGUACAUGAGAGUAUUGCAGAACACGGACUUGGCGUACGUGUGGGACAAAAAUCUGCUUCUAUCGCUGGGGUGACAACAUCAUUUCUUCAUGUGGAUGGUUUCCAUCUGCAGAUAUAUUUGAGCCACUUGAUUUAUAUUUGUCGUCUUUUUAUCCUUUGACUUUCCUGUCUUACCAGUUUACAGAACCCCUAAAAGGUCACGGUGGGGGACUCGUAUAGUGCUCCAUUGAAAUUUCUUUUACAGUCCCUCUGAUCCAGACUGAAGUUAAGAGACUAGAAAAAGGGAGAGAGAUUAUCUGGCACUACAUGUGAUGCUUUUUAUUUUCAAAGGCCGAUCAUAUGCAUAGUGUAGCUGCUCUGUUUGGCUGUGGCUGUAUAUAUGGUUAUUGUUCGGUCUUCAGCUGCUGUCGUAGUUCAGUAUGUUCUUAUGGAUGUGUCCAGCUCUGGUACUAUUACAACACUGUCUGUAAAAAGCUAUUGAAACAACUCUUGUUUUCCUUCUAAAUGUAAAUGCAGACUUGCGCAGCCACACCGUGACUCUUCAGGGGCUCUGUACCAGUGACUUCCUGUUGACUGUAAAUAUUUCACUUUUUUUCCUUUCUUUCUUUUAUUUGCAUAAUUAGGCGAAUUUGUAUGGAAUGUAUCUAAAGUGUCAUCGAGUUGAGGUAAAUUAUCUUUCACUUUGAAUUUAACCAGUAUGUCUUUAUGUGUUCGUCUUGUUUGCAUUUCAAAUUCUCUUACUUGUCUCGAUUACUUGGUAAACCAGACUUUGCACUGCAUGAAUGCCUGAUGAGGGAAAUGAUUCUAUCACCUUGAAAGUACUGUUUUAUCAAUAGCCUCUAAGUGGGGUGUACAGUCAGCAGAUGGCGCUAGAAAACCACUGGAACUGGGAUAAUGUUACAGGUUUGAAUGAAAGUGAUUUUCUGCUUGUAAAAUAAAAUAUUGAAUUAAAAGGCUACUA